Molecule: messenger RNA, 698 nt
Organism: Triticum urartu
Lineage: Eukaryota; Viridiplantae; Streptophyta; Magnoliopsida; Poales; Poaceae
Source: RefSeq, a predicted model, not a curated record
AUGCUCGAACUGCCACAAACCUGGUCACAAGUAUACCAGUUGUACCACACCACUGAGAGCAGACCUACCACACCACUGAGAGCAGACCUGGCGAUAAGAAAAAACAAGCACAAGAGUAAUAGAAGAAUAUUUGAAGAAGGACCAAUCCAUGAUCAAGCUGAAGAAACACCACUUCAUGGUCAAGCCGAAGCAUCACCUGUUCAUGUUCAAGCUGAAGCAGCACCAGUUCAUGUUCAUGCUCAAGCUGAAGCAGAUACUUCAACUGGUGCAGCCAAAGGCAGAGGGGGAGGAAGAGCACAAGUAAAUGGAAGCGGAAGAGGCCGUGGAAAAGGCAGAGGCAGAGGACAAGCUGAAGCUGCAAUUCAAGAUCCUUUUCAUGCGCAUGCGAUCUUCGAAGCACAUGAUCCUUUUCAUGGGUUUGACAUACAAGAAGUUGCUUCACAACCAACUGCAGCUAAUACUAGAGAGAAGCUACCAGUAAUGAGGGGUUCAGGUUCAGCAGGGGGCAGAUUCAUGGAGUACUUCACUGCCAGUGGCAACCACUGAAGAAAAUCCUAUGUCGAAGGCUUCUUUUGUGAAUGAAAAGUUUACAUCUUUAUGAAAACUGACUUGUAAAUGUCAGGUUUAUGUAACUAAAAGCUCAGACUUGAAUGGAUGCUUAUGUUACAUUACAUAUUUUGGGGAUUUAGGCACAGUGA